UUGGCAACAUUGAACAAUCUCGAGUGAGAGAAAGAAGAGAGAGAGAGAAAAAAAAGACAAGAUAAUCAAGAAUCGUGGUUUAUUGAAACCCGAUCUUGUUCUUGGAAUUUUUUAAUAAUCAUAUUGUUAAAUUAACAAUAUUGUUAAUUUAAAAAUUAAAAAUGGUGGUUACAGAUAAAACAUAUAUUCCACCAGAUGAAGAAUUGACUGUUCAAGAAAUUAAUUUAUCAUGGCCAGUUCUCCAGGCAGCUUCUUUCUACCUUGGAAAAGCCUGUGAAUGGGAAAAUAAUGAAUUUAUGCUUUGUCGUACUGAAGAAAAAUGUGCAGUUAAAUGUCUUAAUGAAGGAAAAGCAGUAACAGCUUGUGCAUUAUCAUUUUUUCAAAAAUUGAAAAAAAAUUGUCGUCCUGAAUUUGAUCAGUACUAUAAUUGUAUUGAUAAAUCAAGUGGUGAAGGAGAUUUUACACCAUGUCGAAAAACUCAAGCUGUACUUGAUAAAUGUGUCUUGGACAAAAUGAAUAUUGAACGUCCUCCAUUUGGAUAUUUUUGUGAGGUAAAAGUACAUGAUACUAAAAGACCAAAACCAGAUCAAAAUAUAAAAGAAUAUCCAUUUAUUGAUAAAUUGCCUGAAGAUGCACCACUUCCAAAAGCAAGAUAUGGUGGUAGAUGGAUGUGGCAAAGUUAAACAACAUUCAAUAUGUUAUUCUUAUUUUAAUAAGAAUAUUUAUAUUAUAUUAUUAGUCGAGGUAUGCUGAAAUUAUCUGUAAAUUAUCAACAAAUAACUACAAAAUUUAUCUACAAUUAUUUGGUAUUUGAUUAUUUAUCAUAUUUUUUUUUUUUCUUUUGAUUAUACAGAUAAUUUCAUUGCUUGUUCAAACAUGUAUGAAUGUAUAAAAAUGAAUAAUAACAAGUAAAAGUUGUACAGACAUAAAUAAAAUCAUUUGUUUAAAUGUCAA
Molecule: messenger RNA, 954 nt
Organism: Aphidius gifuensis
Lineage: Eukaryota; Metazoa; Arthropoda; Insecta; Hymenoptera; Braconidae
Gene: ND-19
Product: NADH dehydrogenase [ubiquinone] 1 alpha subcomplex subunit 8
Exons: 3
Coding region: 162-683 (173 amino acids)
Biological process (GO): mitochondrial electron transport, NADH to ubiquinone
Source: RefSeq, a predicted model, not a curated record